GCAAACGCACACUACAAAAACCCUCGUCUAAAACCCCUCCGCCUCUCUCUGUAUCCUGAGCACGCAUACAGUAACACCACGCACCAGCUGACGGAAUCGUUAAGAAACUAAGAAAUCUCAGAGGGAAAAUGUUGUCUGAGGAGGAAAUCUCGCGGCUUUAUAGAGUGAGGAAGACAGUGAUGCAAAUGCUGAGCGAUAGGGGUUACUUGGUGGAUGAUUCUGAGAUUGAAAUGACGAGGUCUCAAUUCGUUCAGAAGUAUGGUGAGGGUAUGACCAGAGAGGGCCUUGUUAUCCUCAAACCCUCGCGUACCAAUCCCUCCGACCAGAUAUUUGUGUUCUUUCCUGAUGACCCAAAGGUUGGCGUAAAGCCAAUUACCAUUAGUACAAAACGAAUGGCAGACGAGGGUGUUCGUCGGGCGAUCCUAGUUGUACAGCAGGGAUUAACUCCUUUUGCUAAGAACUGUAUAAGUGAAAUAUCUUCAAAAUUUCAUGUGGAAUAUUUUCUGGAGGCUGAACUGUUAACCAACAUAAAAGAGCAUAUUCUUGUUCCCCAACAUCAGUUGCUUACACCUGAGGAAAAAAAGACUCUGCUGCAAACGUACACUGUAAAAGACACUCAGCUGCCUCGCAUAUUGAUGAACGACCCGAUUGCGAGAUACUAUGGGCUGAGGCGUGGACAAGUUGUAAGAAUCAUAAGGCCAAGUGAGACUGCUGGACAGUACAUCACUUACAGAUUUGUGGUUUGAAUAUUUAGAGAUUUCUUCUUGUGAUUUGAUGAUAGUGAUAAUAUUAUUGCAGUAGUAUUCUUAAUGAUUAUAGUAGAUGAUUGGCAUCAUGGAUAAAAAAAAAAAAAAAAAAAAACUCCCUUAUUAUUUGUUGAGUAAGUGCUUUUAUCACCUAAGCUUAAAGUAUCCACUUAAAGUUGAGCCAUUUCAUAUAGUUCUUGAAGGAAUUAGUUUUCUUGAUGAUUA
Erythranthe guttata (spotted monkey flower) is the source of this 971-nucleotide messenger RNA. RefSeq names its product DNA-directed RNA polymerases II and IV subunit 5A. Lineage: Eukaryota; Viridiplantae; Streptophyta; Magnoliopsida; Lamiales; Phrymaceae. The record is from RefSeq and is a predicted model, not a curated record. Gene Ontology annotation, biological process: transcription elongation by RNA polymerase I; transcription by RNA polymerase II; tRNA transcription by RNA polymerase III. Gene Ontology annotation, molecular function: DNA binding. Gene Ontology annotation, cellular component: RNA polymerase III complex; RNA polymerase II, core complex; RNA polymerase I complex.